Sugiyamaella lignohabitans is the source of this 459-nucleotide messenger RNA. It is a transcript of the gene HPA2, whose product is annotated as Hpa2p. Gene Ontology annotation, cellular component: cytoplasm. Gene Ontology annotation, biological process: protein acetylation. Gene Ontology annotation, molecular function: N-acetyltransferase activity. The record is from RefSeq and is a predicted model, not a curated record. Lineage: Eukaryota; Fungi; Ascomycota; Dipodascomycetes; Dipodascales; Trichomonascaceae. Bases 1 to 459 code for a protein of 152 amino acids. The transcript has a single exon.
AUGACUGUCACCAUUCGACCCAUUGAGCAAUCUGAUAAAUCCCAGUAUUCAUCGCUAUUCGCAGCUUACCUGGUCUUUUACAAAGCUCAAUUGCCAGAGAAAAUCUUGGAAAAGACUUGGGAACGGUUUUUUGACGAUAAAGAGCCUGUCUAUGCCGCAGUAGCAUUCGACGAUGAGUCACCUGAAAAGCUAAUUGGCUUUGUGACAUAUGUUUUUCACAGAUCCACUUGGCAGUAUAACGAUGUGAUCUACCUACACGAUUUGUUUGUUGACCCAGAGGUCAGAUCUCGAGGUACUGGUCGGAAAUUGAUUGAAUACGUCUAUGGCGAGGCAGAUAAGCACGAGGUUGCCAAGGUCUAUUGGCAUACUCAGAUAUUCAAUCACAGAGCUCAAUUAUUGUAUACCAAGGUUGGUGUCCGUGAUGACUUUGUAUCAUACCAACGACCUGCAAAGAAAUAG